AUGGCGUCUUCUCCACCCUUAAAUUCUUUGACUAAUUCCAAUUCGAUCGACACCCACCCAAACCGCGACGGGUCGAAGUCUCCUGAGCACGAACGGCAUCUCCCCGACCCUGAUCGACUAGCACCAGAGGAUGCCUACUUUGCGCCAGCCCUCUCCAGGGUACGCUCAGCGCCUGCCAACUAUGAAGAAAGCCUGCGGUCCAUGAACGGCGAAAAUACGUCCCACAUUGGCUCUGCGGCGGCGUUGCGCAAGAAGUUGGGCGGUGCUCCGAGGCGCCGAAAGCGAAAGGGUGCUUGGAAAAAGUUGCUCUGGGUCAAGCAGUCUUACCCGGACAACUACACCGAUACCGAAACCUUUCUAGACCACCUUCAGCGCAAUCCACGAGUACGGCCGUAUGAUUUUUGGCCGCUCGUGGCUGACUCAACUGUGAUUGUCCAACAUGUCUGCUCAGUGGUGAUCUUCGUUUGCUGUUUCGUUGGCAUCGUUCAAGACCGAGUGAGCCCAGUUUCGAUCGUGUGUUGGGGAAGCGUCGGCACGGCCGUGGGCUGGAUUCUGUGGGACAAUUGGAUCUGGAAGGAACACGAAGAAUCUUUACAAGAGGCAGAUCGAACCGGAGGCGGAGACGAUGGCUCUAGCUCAACAUCCUUUGCCAGUGCCGCAGAUGCACUCUCAAGCGGGGCGCAAAGCGAUGACACUAAGACGAACGCUAUACAUGGGCUUGGGUUAUCAAUGUCCGGCAACGAAUCAAAAGAACAGUUGGUUCGUCGCAGUGGAGAAUUCGGCGAAAGUCUAGACGCAGUCGCUCAUUCGACGGAACAACGUGCUACUUUGUCAGUGCCGCCCAACUCCAUGGCCGGCAAUGAGACAAUAGUGCCGCAAGAAAUCCACCGAGUGUCAAUGCUAUCUGCGCGCAAUCGCCAACGACUGACCACGGUCAAAUCAGCCUUCCUGAUCUACUUCUCCCUCCUGGGGCUGAGCCCCAUCCUCAAGUCUCUCACCAAAUCUACAGCCAGCGACUCAAUCUGGGCCAUGAGCUGCUGGCUUUUAAUAAUGAAUAUAUUCUCUUUCGAUUACGGGAGCGGGGAAGGCGCAGGCGCCACUACCAAAUUCCCUGCUUCUUUGUCCACCAACGCAGCCGUGAUGGCAUCCACCGUGCUCGCGUCUCGCCUACCAUCGACCACUCAUGUAUUCAGUCUCAUGCUCUUCUCCAUGGAAGUGUUUGGUCUGUUCCCCAUAUUCCGGAGGCAAUUACGACAGAAGUCAUGGACUGGCCAUGUUGCAUUGACCUUGGCCCUCGUGAUCGUUGCUGGUGGCGCUGUUGGGGUCACAUUAAGUGGCGGAUGGGCAGCGGCCAUAAUCGGCUCCAUGCUGGGGAGCAUCCUGACUGCGUUCGUCAUGGGCGGCUGUAGCUGGUGGCUCAUCAGUUUGCAGAAGUACAAGAACGUCGUGAUCGGUCCUUGGGAUCCUGCUCGUCCAAUAAUUCGGCGGCAUUGGAACUAA
Molecule: messenger RNA, 1500 nt
Organism: Penicillium brevicompactum
Lineage: Eukaryota; Fungi; Ascomycota; Eurotiomycetes; Eurotiales; Aspergillaceae
Gene: pigc
Product: phosphatidylinositol N-acetylglucosaminyltransferase
Exons: 2
Coding region: 1-1500 (499 amino acids)
Biological process (GO): GPI anchor biosynthetic process
Cellular component (GO): membrane; glycosylphosphatidylinositol-N-acetylglucosaminyltransferase (GPI-GnT) complex
Source: RefSeq, a predicted model, not a curated record